AUGUUAACAAGUUUUUCUUUUCGUCAAACUAGUCGUUAUUUAAUUCUUAAUUCUUCUCGAGUUCCUUUAUCUACUUUACCUUAUCCAAAAUCAAGUGAAACACAAGCAGCACCUGAUGGAACUCCAAUUAAUUAUCCUACACAACAAAAUUCAUCGAAAAUUAAUCCUAUUAUAUCAAUUUCUUCAAAUGAUCUUUUAGAAGCUAAACGAUUAGAUAAUCUGUCAUCAACAAAUCCAAACGAUGCUAAAAUAUCGAAUACACUUGUUUUACCUGGUAUACCUAUGCCUACAACUGCACCGCCAUUAGCUACUGAACAACAACAGACAAUUAAAGAGGAAACAGAACAACAUGAACGAAUACCAUCAUCACGUUUUUCAGCUUUUCUUCGAAGUAUUCGAUCUGGUUUACCAUUUUUUCCAUCGAAGAAAAAUAAUGCAUCAUCAAUAAAUAUUACGACUACACGAGAACAUUUUAUUCCGUUAACACGUCCUUCAUUAAUUCGAUUAUUAGCUACUGAUAAUCAAUUACUUGAUGAUAAUGAAGAUCGUCUUUUAUUUCAUCAAUUAUGUGAAGGUUUCGAUAGUGCUGUUGUUCAACGUUAUCAUCCAAUAUUAAAUGAAUUAAAAAAUUUAUUUAAUCCAUUGAAUCCUGAUCAUGAAACAAUUGAAAAUCUUCAAUUAUCAAUGCGUGAUCGUUUAGAUAAUGAAUAUUGGUUAUUACAAAAAAUUAAUGAUUUACUUCAUCGAUCUAAUUUUACUGAAUUACCACGAAAUAUUCUUCUAGAAAAAUUUAUUAUUCAAGGAGACUCAACAUCAUCGUCAUCAAAUAUUAAUAUUAAAAUUAAUGGUUAUGAUUAUGAUGUAUUAAAAUUUUGGAUACUUGGACGUGAACAAAUACCUGGUGGAUAUGUAUCACGAUGGAAAAGAUUAUUUGGAAAAUCUAAUCCUGUUAUAUCAAAUGAUUAUUUUAAACGUGUAAUUUUAGCUGUACGUCUUAAAGGACAAGAUCGUUUAUAUUUAAAAGCUUAUCGAGAUAUUCCAUCACAAAAUCUUCCACAAUUAUUACCUGUUGGUAAAUUACAAAUAGGUGGUUAUGAACAACGACUUAUUUGGUAUACAUUUUUUGUUGGAACAAGUACAGCUGUUACACAACUAAUAACAACAAUGGCAAAUUUUCAUAUACCAGGUUUAGUUAUUGGUGGUAGUAGUUUAACAUUAUUACUUGCUUUUUGGUCAUUAAGAAGUUCAUAUAGAUCAAAAAUAAAUUAUUUAUCAAACAUGAAUCGAGUUUUAUUUUAUAAAAAUAUUGCAUCUAAUAAACAAUUAUUAGCAAUGAUUAUUGAUCGAGCAGAAGAUGAACUGAGUAAAGAAAUUCUACUUGUUUAUAUGAUUAUCUUAUGGAGACAACGACAAAAUGCUGAUUUAACAACAAAAAUUCUUGAACUAGAAAUAGAAAAUUGGAUUCGUGCAAAAACAAAUGCAAGUAUUCAUUUUAAUAGUGAUCAGGCUAUUGAAUUUCUUCGUAAAUUAGGAAUUCUUUCACUUGAAGAUCCAGCUAGACCAAAUCAUUUACAAGUAAUUCCGUUUAAACAAGUGGUUGGUAUUCUUCCAAACAUUUCUCGAGCAUUAAGUGAAAAAAACGAAGAAUGGGAUUUAAUUGAAGGUUAUGAUAAAAAAUAUUUUGAAAUGGAUUGGAAAACUGUUCUUAAUGAAGAUAAACUUCUUAAUAAAGGUGGAUGGCAUUAA
Messenger RNA from Adineta steineri, 1746 nucleotides. The record is from the annotation of a GenBank genome assembly. NCBI's taxonomy places the organism in Eukaryota, Metazoa, Rotifera, Eurotatoria, Adinetida, Adinetidae.